UGAAACUAGUCACUCCCAUGCUACAGGCUGGACAGAAUAAAUCUGCAAACAUCCAAAGGUGAUCUCAGUACCUGGGUCUGAUCUUCCAAAGCAUAGACAUGGACCUGGACAUUGACUUGGAAGAACUUUGCAAGUUGGUCGUUAUAGGUGCAGGGGGCGUUGCAACUGUGGCUGCGACUCCUGCUGCUCUGGCAGCAAUGGGUUUCACUGCCACUGGAAUAGCAGCAGGCUCCGUUGCUGCCAAACUGAUGUCCUAUUUGGCCAUCGCGGGUGGUGGAGGAGUUGCAGCAGGAGGUUUUUUUGCAACCCUUCAGUCAAUUGCCAUGGGCGGUCUGUCAUGGCUUGGCGCUGGAUUUUUGGGGGGUGCUGGAUCAACAGCAGGAUGGGUCCUAUCAAGGAUCUGUAAUGGUACUGGGACAGACAGUAUGUUAUUACAUUAGACUUACAGCAUGAAUGUCUGCCUAGUUUUCUCUCUACCAAAUGAACUGCACGUAAUGUUUUGCAUUAAAUUUUCAUAUUUUCCGCCUAUGCAAUAAGUUUCUUCAAGGGCAUUUGUUGUGUUUGUUUGUUUUCAUGGGGGAUCUUCUGGAUGUAAUUUUUCUAUGCUAUGCGUAUGGCUGCUACUUAGGGGAAAAAAAAGACUGAAGUAAAAAUAAAAAAUAAAGCUGUUAACUUGACAAUUAGUGAGCACAUGAUGUACUUCAUACUUUACACUAAUUACAGCUAGGUAAUAUACUGUUUUAGGACUUCAAGAUGCAGAUGUGAUUUCCAGGAUUUUCAUGAGUUCUGAUGUUUUUGUUGAUUUUUUUUUUUUUUUAAAGUUCAUUACUAUGAUGGACCUGUGAGUUUUUGAGUCAUUCCAAAUAAAAAUUCUUGCAAAACUGAAA
Mugil cephalus (flathead mullet) is the source of this 887-nucleotide messenger RNA. RefSeq names its product interferon alpha-inducible protein 27-like protein 2A. The record is from RefSeq and is a predicted model, not a curated record. Gene Ontology annotation, cellular component: membrane; mitochondrion. NCBI's taxonomy places the organism in Eukaryota, Metazoa, Chordata, Actinopteri, Mugiliformes, Mugilidae. Gene Ontology annotation, biological process: apoptotic signaling pathway. The coding region runs from base 99 to 440 and encodes 113 amino acids. The transcript is spliced from 4 exons.